Sphaeramia orbicularis (orbiculate cardinalfish) is the source of this 1219-nucleotide messenger RNA. It is a transcript of the gene mmadhcb, whose product is annotated as metabolism of cobalamin associated Db. The transcript is spliced from 8 exons. Gene Ontology annotation, cellular component: mitochondrion. The coding region runs from base 6 to 1004 and encodes 332 amino acids. Lineage: Eukaryota; Metazoa; Chordata; Actinopteri; Kurtiformes; Apogonidae. The record is from RefSeq and is a predicted model, not a curated record. Gene Ontology annotation, biological process: cobalamin metabolic process.
GAUUAAUGGUUACAGAUUUAACAGUCUUUCACAACAGUGUGCUUAGACAGGAAACACAACUGGAUAUUGGGGGAAAAAAGCACAGUAACAACAGGAUGGCCUCUGUAAGUCACAUGUUACAGGUUCUGUGCAGCAGAGCCAGGCUGGUCACUUACCUCCCUGGACUCAGUGCAUUGGUGGGUCGUGUAGCAGGAACUAGAACCUUCUCAGCUGCUGGAUCCUCUGGGUCUGAUGAACCCCACAUAGCCACCACUCCCUCUGAUAUGGGACUGCGGACGGUGUGGCCUGAUGAGAGUAUGGGGCCUUUCGGACCCCUGGAUCAGCGCUUCCAGCUGCCGGGUAACAUGGGCUUUGACUGUCACCUAGAGGGACUGGCAGAGCAGAGGACCACCCCGGCUCAUAAGAUGGUCCCUGAUGUUCUCUCUGCCCCGUCCAGCAGCGACCGACAUGAAUUCAUACUGGCCCAGGUUGCCGGGGAGUUGUUUGAAAAAGAUGAUCCGCUGUCGCCUCAGAACAUGAACAGAGCUGACAAGUACUUUGACUCCAACGUGGAAUGUGCCAUUCAGUCAUGUCCUGAGCUGCUGAAGAAAGAUUUCCAGUUAAUGUUCCCCGAGGCUCCGUCUUCUGGUAUGAUGGUGGUCACCGUGACCCAGAAGACCCAGAACGACAUGACGGCGUGGUCAGCUGAGGUGGAACAGGAGAGGGAGCAGAUGCUGGACAAGUUUAUAGAUGGAGCCAAGGAAAUCUGCUACGCCCUGCAGGGGGAGGGCUUCUGGGCCGACUUCAUCGAUCCGUCUUCAGGCCUGGCGUUCUUCGGCUCGUACACCAACAACACGCUGUUUGAGACCGACGAGCGCUACCGUCAGCUGGGCUUCCAGAUCGAGGACCUGGGAUGCUGCAGAGUGAUCCGACACUCGCUGUGGGGCACACACGUUUUUGUGGGGACGAUAUUCACCAACGCACCGUCAAGCAGCCUCAUCAUGAAGAAGCUGCAGGAAAGCUGAAUAUGAUUCAAAGCCAUGUGAAAAUGAAUAUGGACUGGUCAUCUGAGCGGCUGCUAUUCCUAAUUCCAGCCUCAAUAAAACCCUCUAAGAACAGGUGAACCUUAGCCGUGUGUGUAUACGUAGUAGACGACUUCUAUUUAAAGGUACAAGUCUUUGUUGACCAAAACUGUUGACAUGAAAUGUGAUCACAUUAAAUCUCUAGUUUUGUUUUUAAA